Molecule: messenger RNA, 2590 nt
Organism: Acipenser ruthenus (sterlet)
Lineage: Eukaryota; Metazoa; Chordata; Actinopteri; Acipenseriformes; Acipenseridae
Gene: bag2
Product: BCL2 associated athanogene 2
Exons: 3
Coding region: 1207-1800 (197 amino acids)
Biological process (GO): protein stabilization
Molecular function (GO): protein-folding chaperone binding; adenyl-nucleotide exchange factor activity
Source: RefSeq, a predicted model, not a curated record
UUUGCUUAUUACAGUACUGCUGUCCAGAUGAGGUCUUGUGAGUAGCUAAAAAUAGUGCGACUGCCAGGACUAAUUGUAGCAGUCGUUUGUUGCUCUCCAGAUAUUAAAUAUGCGCUUAAAUAAAAGGUUUGCAAAUCAUUUUAGCAACAAAAGACACCCACUUUAUAUUUAAGCUAGGCGUCUGUUAACUUUUUUUUUUUAACUGUACCCCUUCUGUCUGGAGUUUUAAGCUCAAGUAUUCCUACAGUUUUCAGUCGACUUAAUGGUACCACAGUUACAAUAAAAGGCAGAUUAUUCUGAAUAACAUUUAUUUGUUUCCGUUUAUUUAAUACCGGCACAUAAUUUGUGUUACAACAGGUUGGGACUGACAAAACUGCUGGAUUAGGACAGAAUAGCAAACCGUAGUCUAAAUUCUUAAAACUUUUAAUUACAUGUCUUUGGAUACACAUAAUUAAAAGGCAGUACUUGGGAAUCUCUGGAAACACACGUAUUCGCUGUCUAUUCAGCAAAGUUAUGAUAAAAAAUACAAAAUAGUCUGCACUGUAAGUGUUUAUCACGUUACCUUCUCAGCAUGUGCACCAUUUAACAUUUUUACAAUAUCAAAAAUAUUAACCUCAAGAUAAAACUAUAAUAACUAUCUGUAUUUUUUCAUUAAAGCCAAGAUUGUAAAAAAAUGAUCCAAAGGGAUUCGGUAUAACUUGCUGUCGCGUUGCACUUUCUGUAUUUUUGUGUUUUAUUCGUUUUUCAUUUGCAAGUAAGAAAUGUAUCCAUCCAUCCAUCCUUCCAUUAUCUGUAACCGCUUUUCCUAGAGUGUUUCGGUGAGCCGGAGCCUUAAGCCGGCAGACAGGGCAGGGCGCAAGGCGAGACUACACCCUGGACGGGACGCUCAGUCCAGGGAUGCAGCCACACCCAAAACAAAAACCGAGUGUUUACCGGAGCAUUUACACUUCUAAAAAAUGCCGAAAUAUUGUGCUUCGCUGAUUAGUAUUCAAUUAUACGACAAAAAAAUUACAUGAAAACAACAAAGUUAAUGAGCAGCACACAGCGCUCUCCACAGGCAGAAUCACCAGACACCAAGAGCAUACAGCUGCAGAACGAAGGCUCCCACAGCGUAGCUCCCGUAAGGCAUUCACAUAGGGUAGGGUAGUGCCGUGUGCGCAACUUGUAAUUUACGAAGUCCUUCAUUCAAUGAUCUAGAUACAUAAGAUGGUCAACUCCGCUGACUUCCGUCCGAGCCGAAGUGGUGCAUCCUGGGAAGCCAGAGUUCCGGUGGCGAGUUUUAUCUCUCUACUAGUUGACACUUUACGAGAGGCAGCGUCUGCUUUGGAGCAGGAAAAAGAGAGCCUGCUGGAGAUGAUUAACUCCAUACAGAGCAGCCAGGAGAUGCGGAGCAUCAGUGAUGGUGAAAGAGAGGAGCUUAGUUUAACAGCCAGUCGCCUUUUAAGCAGGACUCUGACUGUUGAGGUUUCAGUGGAAACAAUUCGGAACCCCCAGCAGCAGGAUGCCCUCAGCAAGGCCACCUCUAUCGUUGACGAGAUAGCUGGGGAAAUUCUAAAUGACCUGGAAGGGGGCAAGAAACGUCUGCUAUCCCUCCUUGCUGCCUGUGUCACCGAGGCACCGCCUGUCCCAAUUGAUCAGAAGUUCCAGAGCAUAGUGAUCAGCUGUGCUUUGGAGGACCAGAAAAAAAUCAAGAGGAGGAUAGAAACCCUCAUCAGAAAUGUGGACAAUUCAGGGAAAACCAUCAGAAUCAUGGAUCAUCAGAAGUUAAAUGGCCAAAAAGUCAACAAGAGCCUUCAGUAGUGCAAUCACCAGUAGGAUUUUAUCUAAAUCUGCAAGGCUACCAAUAACCCCUCAAGGACCAAUGACAAUUGUGAUAAAAGGUGCACAUUCUUAUAAUGAAAAGGCAGAAUUGCUGAUGAUAAGCCUGGUCCUUAAGGGGUUCACGUAGCUCUUGAAAUUCAAGGAUAGGAUUAUGGUAUGACAAGGUCUUACACAUUCCACUAGAUAAUAUUUACAUGCCUACAAAACUGAUGUCUUCACUGUGUCCAAAAUAUUAAUGUGGGAUGUGAGGAUCUUUGUACUCAACAUUUGAUUAACUGCAAAUAAUGUAUGGGGUAGGGUUAGGGUAUAGAGUGUGAAUUGUGUAGUUGUUAAAUUAAGAUUCUGGCUUGGUAUGAUAGGAGCGUAGAAAGUUUAUGAAGUCUCGGUUCCAAUCUUACUAACGUUGAUUUCUGGUACUCCCUAGCAUUAGGAUUGUUUAGCAUAACGUAACAAUGAAUUGCAUUUAAGGUAUAAUUUUGUUUAGUAUUCUCAAGUGAAUUAUUUUAUACUACUCAAAUUUGCUAAAGAUCACAUGGUUAUAUGGCAUUUGUGUGAAGACAAUAAAAAAAAAAAUUGAAGCACAAUAAAUCAAAUUUAACACCUUUAUUUAAAAAUAAUGAAUUGGGGACAAUUUCUAAAUAACAUGCAGGAUCAAGAUUUGAGUUUGAUUCAAUUUCUACAGGCCCAGGGAUAACUUAACUUAAAAAAAAAAAAAAAAAAAAAGUGUACUUCCAUGUUGCUUGUGAGAUGCGACGGCGUAGCACCACGA